This is a messenger RNA of Prorocentrum cordatum, 2301 nucleotides long. The record is from the annotation of a GenBank genome assembly. NCBI's taxonomy places the organism in Eukaryota, Dinophyceae, Prorocentrales, Prorocentraceae.
AUGGCGGCGGCAGCCUGUGGCGCGGGCGAGGGCGACGGCUGCGAGCUGCCCGCGGGCGCUCGGGCGUCACCGCCGACCCAGGCAGUCAUCCUCGCUGCGGGCAGGGGCUCCCGUCUCACGCCUUACACUGAUGCCGUUCCCACUGCGCUCAUCUCCAUCGCCGAGAAGCCCAUGAUAGCGCACUCCAUCGACGCCCUGCGCCGCCAGGGCGUGCGCCGCUUUGUCGUGUGCCGCGGCUGGCGGGGCUCGGCCUUCGACUCUGAGCUGGUGGGCCUCGGAGAGGGCGUGGUGCUGGUGGACUGCCCGCGGUUCGGCUCCACGGGUAUGCUGGAGAGCCUCAGGACGGCGCUGGAGCAUUUGAGCCCCGGCGGCUUCUACCUGCUCUACGGGGACAUCAUCUUCCGCCCGAGCGUCGCUCGGCAGCUGCGGGAGGCCCGCGGCAGCAUAUGCGUCGCCGUGGACGCCUCGGCGCCUGGCAUGCUCAGCAAGGGCCUCACGGACGUGGAGGUGGUGACCACCGUGGGCCAGGGCCCGACCCGGGCCGUGCGCCGCAUCGGCAAGGGCAGGUGUGCCAGUGAGCACGAGAUCGCCGGGGAGUUCGCUGGGCUCGUGAAGUUCUCCUCGGCCGGGUGGGCCCUGGCCGGGGAGGCCCUGGGCCGGAUCCGGCACGAGAACGGCUCCUGUACUGGCGAGCUCGCCGCGCACGGCCUGCCGUGGUGGCUGGAGCCCAUCGAGCAGGCCAGCCUGUGCGACCUCCUGCAGCUGCUGGCAGACGAGGGUGCCGGCAUCGCCACGGUCAUGAUCUUCGGCGGCUGGCACGAGGUCAACACGCCCCAGGACCUGACGCGCGCCCGGAACGACACGCCCAUGUUCCUCUCUGAAGAGGACGCGCGCGCACAGGUGGCUGCGAUGGGCGCGUGCCUUCUGAGCGAGGCCAACGACCUGAAGCGCCCCCUGACGGUGCUCGCCCACGAGCUGAACAUGGACCUCGCGAAGCUCGAGUGCCUGCUGCAGGGCAACCUCGAGGUCAGCGACGCCCUCGGCGUCCUGCGAAAGAUGAGCGAGGUGUACCCCGUGCCCCUGAACGAUCUCUGGCUCGACGCGGACGACACCACUGACGGGGUUCGCCUGUGCUCGGCUGACGCGUCCGAGGCCUCCGCGCGGGUACUCAACCGCCCAGACAGGACCGGGAGCCGGACCCCGUACUACGAGUACCGGGAUGCCGCCAUGAGCAGGUGCAGCCAGUUCCGCCCAGAGUGGAUCAGAGAGCUGCGGGUCGUGCAGAGUGGGGACCCUAUGGACCCAGAUGUUGCCCUCAACAACGGUCACCUCAUGAUGCAGGCCACGUUCUUCGUAGGACCAGUGGAUUUCUACUACAAGGACCGACACGGUGUGGUCCACCGCCGGGAGAUGAACACUGGCGACAGCAAUUUCAUCUCCCCUUUUGUGCCGCACUCGUUUACUGCACGUGACCCUGACCUGGACUGCAUCAUCAUUGCAGUGACAUACGGAGGCGGAGUCCGGAGGGCUUUCACCGAGUUCUCCAGGGUGGGCGCCCGCAACGUCUUCGCGCUCUCAGGCGAUCGGCGAGACCCGGCGCUCGCCCGCCGCUGUGUGCUGCAGAGGCACCUGCGGGCCGAGUGCCUCACCGUCGAGGGGCUCGCGCAGCAGGUGAGCGGCGAGAUCUGCGCCGACCGGGUGGCCCAGCUGGCGGAGGGGGCCGAGGCGACGCACGAGGAGCUCGACGCUCUGGCGGGGGCGCUGAACGUGCGGCCGUCGGACCUCCUCGUGUGCGGCCUGGAGGAGCACGAGGAGGUGGUCGUCACCAGGGCCGAGGAGAGCCAGAGGCAGGCCCGGCGCCUCUCGACCUACCUGAUGGCACCGCUCGCCCGCACCCGCCACCAGCCGGAUCUGAAGACCUUCGACCUGGAGGUCAAGGACUCCGCGCGGCCCGGGGAGGUGUUGACCUGCGGGCUCCACACCUUCGUCUACAGCUUCGGCUCCGAGCCCGCCGAGCUCUCCUGGGAGGGCCGCGGGCACCGCCGCACGGCGGUGCUGCGCCCAGGCGACUCGGCCUACAUCGCUCCCCUCGUGGAGCACCGGUUCUCCGUGUGCGAGCCCCCGCCCCCGGUGGAGCGCAGGGCCAACCCCAACGGGAAGGCGCGUGGCGAGGGCCGACGGUUUUUCUUGGUGCGCAUCCCCGGGCACCUCACGGGCGAGACCCUGGCCGAGUUUGGCACCUUCUCCGCCCACGGGCGCGAGCGCGUCGGCGCCGAGAACGUGCAGUGGUACAACGACUGA